Molecule: messenger RNA, 1000 nt
Organism: Carassius auratus (goldfish)
Lineage: Eukaryota; Metazoa; Chordata; Actinopteri; Cypriniformes; Cyprinidae
Product: filament-like plant protein 1
Exons: 3
Coding region: 59-1000 (313 amino acids)
Source: RefSeq, a predicted model, not a curated record
ACUAGUCAUUGUUCUUAAGAACAGCUUAUUUGUGAAGAAGAACUAUCAUCAGUGAAUAAUGGAAUUAGAGGCAAUUUAUGAAAAUGUUAAACAUAGAGAUGUUCAGAACACAACUACACCUCAGAGUCACAGCCAGGAUGAAGGAAAUAAUCUAAAACACAGAGGAAAUCGAUGUUUGGUGUUGAUCACAGUGAGUCUGGCGCUCAUUUGUGUUCUUCUGCUGGUCUUCAUCAUACUGCAGCAGACCACCAUCACAGCAGAGAGAGACCUGAUAAAGAGUUACAAGAGCACAGUUAAAGAGUUCAAUACAACUAUCAGCAGCUUACAGGACAAAUACACUGAUGUCAAGAUGGAAAAAGACCAAAUGCAGAACAACUUCAACUCUUUGAGUCAGAAGAAACUGAAGCUCGAGACCAGAGUCAAUAAUCUCACUGCUGAGAAAAGCCAGUUACAGAGCAACUUCAACUCUUUGAGUCGGAAGAAACUGGACCUGGAGACCAGAGUCAAUAAUCUCAUUGCUGAGAAAAGCCAGUUACAGAGCAACUUCAACUCUUUGAGUCAGAAGAAACUUGAGCUGGAGACCAGAGUCAAUAGUCUCACUGCUGAGAAAAGCCAGUUACAGAGCAACUUCAACUCUUUGAGUCGGAAGAAACUGGACCUGGAGACCAGAGUCAAUAAUCUCACUGCUGAGAAAAGCCAGUUACAGAGCAACUUCAACUCUUUGAGUCGGAAGAAACUGGAGCUGGAGACCAGAGUCAAUAGUCUCAUUGCUGAGAAAAGCCAGUUACAGAGCAACUUCAACUCUUUGAGUCAGAAGAAACUGGAGCUGGAGACCAGAGUCAAUAGUCUCAUUGCUGAGAAAAGCCAGUUACAGAGCAACUUCAACUCUUUGAGUAAGAAGAAACAGGAGCUGGAGAGUGCUCAAAUGAAGAGAGAAUAUAAACAAGGGAGCACACGCAUUGAACGGGUAAGCCUCGCUGACCGUAGAGUGGAAAUGUAA